Molecule: messenger RNA, 8438 nt
Organism: Vespula pensylvanica (western yellowjacket)
Lineage: Eukaryota; Metazoa; Arthropoda; Insecta; Hymenoptera; Vespidae
Product: nuclear receptor coactivator 2-like
Exons: 22
Coding region: 1023-5966 (1647 amino acids)
Biological process (GO): cellular response to hormone stimulus; positive regulation of transcription by RNA polymerase II
Cellular component (GO): nucleus
Molecular function (GO): nuclear receptor binding; protein dimerization activity
Source: RefSeq, a predicted model, not a curated record
CGGACGGCGAGACAGAGACAGAGACAGAGAGAGAGAGAGAGAGAGAAAAGUCUCGAGGAGGUGUCGUCUCUUCGUCCUGACAUGGAAGAACGAUCCCUUUUCUCGAUAUCGACGGGCUGCAUCUACGUCGAAUCGAUCGACGAAUCGUUAAGGUUUCGUACAAUCGACACGAGAGAAUUAGAACCGUGAGGAGUAUAAGGGAAAAAGCGGUAAAGGUGGAGGUGGAGGAGGGCGGAGGACGGUCGCGUCGUCGUCGAGGAGUUCGACGAUUGAAAAUUAUGUUCAAACUGAAUGUUACGGGAGUGGCGAAGAAGAAGAAGAGGAAUUCGAUCGGGCUAUCUUGCUCGUGUAGAGAAAAAGGGAUCGAGGAGAAGGAGGAAGACGGGGAGGAGGUCGUCACCGGCUUUGCCGUCCUCGUCGUCCUCGUCGUUGACGUCGUUGACGUCGUUGACGUCGUGGACGUCGUUGACGUCGUUUCGUCGUUCGAAAACGUUAGAUUUCACGAUUCCCGUGAAAGUCUCGGCGACUCUCGCUGCCGCUCUCGUAUCAUCUUCAUUUCUCAUCGAGACGAAGAAGACGAAGAGAAAAAGAAGGAGAAGAAGAAGGAUACCGGUGAACUUCGAUAAACGAGAGGCCAACGAGAGAGAGAGAGAGAGCGAUAGGCCUCGUUUUACGACGAAUCGUGAACGAAGAGAAAGAAAAACUCCAAUUUCGGAAGUGCUUCGGAAGAAAGUAGUUUGGUGAAAACUUGUGCUCGCUAUUAUUUUCUUCGGCUAUUAUCGUUUUCGUUUCGUUUCGUUUCGCUCUCUUCUUUUCUUCUUCCUCCUCUUCCUUUCUUCUCUUUCUUCUUAUACGGUGAAUGUACGUAGAGAAAAAUCGUCGUUCCCCGUGAGUUCGGUGAACUCGUGCAUCUUUGUUCUAACGUGACUCGUUCGGCAGAGGUGUCUUUGGAUUUUCAGACAUUUUGCACGGAUCUUCCCCGGCAAUGCGACGCCGCGCCUAUUCUCCGUGAGAGGAGGCACAUGUCCAUUGCUACGGCUGAAAAUGCAGGGCCUAGCCCGUGUGAACUGCUGGACCCGCUGUGGGUCAAAAUGAGCGCGAUCACCGGUAGCAUCGGCAAGAAAAGAAAGAAAUCGGAUGCCAAACCGCAAUCGCAGAUUAACAAGUGCCUUAACGAAAAACGACGACGUAACCAGGAGAACCUGUAUUUCGAUGAGCUUGCCGAGCUGAUUUCCGCCACGGACAUGAGCUCUGGCAAGACCGACAAAUGUCAGAUCCUUCAGAGAACCGUCGAUCAGAUUCGGCACAUCAGGCAACAAGAGGGUUCCAACAGUCAUGCCGUGCAACAAGGGGAAGUAUCUUCGUCGAAUCCUAACAUACUGUCCAACGAUCAAGUUGGCCCUAUCUUAUUGGAGGCGUUAGACGGCUUCCUGUUCGUCUUAAAUAGCGAGGGACGAGUGGAAUACGUAACGGAUAACAUUACCCAGUAUAUCAAUUAUACGAAGGACGAUGUAUUGGGAAAGGAUAUAUAUAAUAUCAUACAUCAUGGAGAUCACAACACCUUCAUGCCUACGUUGUUGCCCAUGUCAUUAGGCUGGACGAGCGAGCCGCAGCCUCAAACGAGGAAUCGUACUUUCAAUUGCCGCUUCCUGGUAAAGCCUCCCGAUGACAAAGACGAGACGAUGGAGGAGAAGCAACAACGGGUAUCGAAAUACGAGUCCAUGCAAAUCUGUUCGGCGCUAUUGCCGAGUAAUACCGAGCGACUCGAGAGCGGCGACGUGUCCUCCGAAUCGCCAGACAUCGGUCCUUGCGUAAUGUGCGUGGCACGUAGAAUACCACCGAACGAGAAGCCCGUAGGUACACCGAUCGAGCAAUUCACCGUUAAAUUGGAUACAGCGGGCAAGAUCAUCGCGGUCGACGUUAGUUGGUUGUCGUCCGCUUAUGCCAAGUAUCUGACCAAGGUAAGGGACUUGAUCGGUACGACGAUAAAGGAUUUGUGCCACCCUCAUGAUCUCAAUAAUUUAACUGCACAUUUGAACGAUACGCUUCAAGUCGGAGAGAGUACGAGCGCCGUGUAUCGACUGCGCGUUAGUCCUGAUAAGUUCCUUAAUAUACAAACAAAGUCAAAACUUUUCAAAGCGAAUGUGAUGAACGGCCACGACACGGACUUCAUGAUGGCCACCAAUUCCAUCAUAGGGGACAAUGACUUAACGCCUAUCGAGGGUGGUCAGCUUUCCAACAACAAAGUGUGCUCGGGACAUUCUAGUAACCGUUGUGCGAAUAAUAGUAAUAAUAAUAAUGGUAACAAUAACAAUAACGUGGGUGGUCUGUUGAUGUCCGUGGCACAUCUGAACGGUCAAGUGAGUGGUAUCAGUGGUGGUCGUGGAUUGACGGGGACGACGCACGUUGCUACGUCGUCGAACUCGAUCGCCUUUAGUACCGGCGAUUCUUGCAACUCGUUAGCGUCACUAAGUACGAGUAAUUCGUUCAACCACUUUUCGGGGAGCAUGGACUUGGAAUUCGAGCUCUUCCGCGGUUCGACAUGGGACUUGGACGGUAGCGGUGGUUGGCCGGAAAGGCCCGAGUCGAGAGGAAGCGGGCCAACAGAUUCGCGACCACCCUCUCAGCCAGCCCCGACAUCGCCGAGUCCCCAGGGAGGAGGAACGUUUUCCUCUAAUUCAGCGGUGCCGUCUCACUGCAGUCCCCUACGCGCUUUCAGCCCGUCGUCUUCGGUCAACGCGGCGCACACCUUCAGUAAUUCCUUCCCGUUCAGUCCGCUACAGGAAUCGCAGUCGUCGUCGACGUUGACCGGCAACAACGCGGCUGCGGCCGCCGCUGCCGCGGCCGCGGCCGCGGCCGCUGCCUCGGCUGCCAACAACACCGGCGUCAACAGCAACGUCAAUGGAAACGGCGCCACUUCCGUAGCCAUCGCGGCCGCCGCGACGGCCCCGGUCAUUCUGCCUGGACUCAAUGCCAAGAGGAUCGAGGAAGGAAAGAGCGGAUGCCCUACCAGCGGCACGAUGGACAACGCGACCGCGAGGACGAAUGCCUCCACGCCCGCCGAAACUCAAAAUAGUGUCGUGUCCACCGAGUCCGGUAGACUCAGAAACUUGUUAACGAAAGGCUCCAGUGCUAGUGAGGACAGUCAGGACAAUGCGAAUAACGAUUCGGACAACCAAAACAAACACAGGAUAUUGAAAAUUUUGUUGAAUCAGCAAGACGAGGACGAUUAUCAUUCUGAACAUAACAACAAAAUGAGGACGAGUCCUAGCAACAUGCCAAAACCGAACAUGGAGCAUUCCAAAUCUUCUCUUGGAAAUAAUAUGCUUCUGCAGUUACUAAAUGAGAAAAAUGACGACGAGGACGAGGAGGCCCGGGCCGGAUUGAAAAAGAGGAACGAACUUCUUCAACAGUUAUUGAAGGAUCAGGACGAGGAGAGGAAAUUACAGGAGCAACAGACCCGGGACGACGAUCCUCUUUUGCGGAGUCUUGGAUUUCGGAACAGUACCCCUUCACCGUCACAAUCGGGAAGCGAUCACAGCGGGCUCGGUAGUACCGCUCAAGUGGGUCAGAAAAGACCGGGCGACGAUGGCGAUCUCAAUAUAGCCGUUAAACGGCCGAUGGAUGGUUCGCACCAGGUGUCUUCUACGGGUACCAAUGCUUCGACGAACGCGACGAGCAAACUAUGGGAGAAAAACAAAAUGUUGGCUUCGUUGUUGGCAAAACAACCGCCUCAACCAACAACCAUACCACCUAUUCCCGCGUCUGUGAUAUCGGCAACGCCGCAAGAUAAACUUCCACGUGGCGGUGGUGGUAGCGAUCGCUUAAAGCAACACCAGUCCCAACAGCAACAGCAACAGCAGCAGCAGCAACAACAACAGCAGCAACAACAGCAACAGCAGCAGCAGCAGCAGCAGCAACAGCAACAACAACAGCAACAGCAACAACAACAGCAACAGCAACAGCAACCGUGGACAGGUGGCCACAUGCAAACGGUCGGUGGGAACAAUGCGAUCACAACCACGGCUACUUCGGCUCGUACUCCUCUCCAAAGCCAAUCGAGACAACUACCUCGUCAAGCAACCAACACCUACCUCAGUCACAUGCUAAGUCAGCAACAAAGGCCACAAUUGGGUCAAGUGGAUUCGGAAUUUGGAGAUAGCGGAGAAUACCGUCAAACGUGUACCGACCCAACUACUUGGGAUAACCAAUCGUCCGAUCCAGAUCUCUCCGAUAUUUUGGAUCAAGUUAUCGAAUUUGUUCCGGACGAAGCUAUCACAGAUUCGUCUGCGAUAGCAAACCUCCUGGACGUUAUCGAGGCACCGCAAAACAAUGCCAUGAAUGAAAAAAUGGCAAUAAACGCUAUCCAGAAGUCGUUGAUGUUAUGCGAGACUGCCGUAAAUCCAACGUCUUCCACCAUAACCAUACCUGGCACGCCUCCUGCUUAUUCCACCGCGUUGGUAACGACACCCGUGACGACGAGUCAUAGUUACCAACCACCUCCGAUGUAUCAACAACAAGCGAGGAUGAGGUUCAACGCUCAGUUGGUCGUGAGGCAGACUACCGCGCAGUUUACGCAACAACAGCAGCUGCAGUUACAACAGCAGCGUAGUAAACUGAUACAACAGCAACAACAGCAACAAUUGAAGCAAAGAUUGCUGCAGCAACAACAGCAGCAACAACUGCUCAUCCCAUCGAACGCAACAGCGACGGACCAAAUAACGACUGGCAUACAUAAUAUCGAUAAUCUAUUAAAUAAUACCGUUGCGCCAAACGUAUCUCUACAGCGAUCGAGCGUCCCUGACUCCCAAGUUUCUCCGGGUUACGGGGGAUCCGUCCAGAUCACUUCCGGUCACCGACUCGCUCAUUCGUACUCUCACCCAUCGACGUUACCACAACAUCCCAUUGUGAAUAAUAAUUUUAACAGCGGUCAACAAGUGUCAGCAGCAGCAGCGAGACUCUCGCCGCAUUCUCCUGCGAACAUAUUGUCGUUUUCUCAUCCGCAACCAUUGUCACCUCGGGUAACGCAAGGCAAUUACGGCACCACUCCGAGGUUAUUUAACGUUAACCAGGUGAGAUCUCAGCAACAACCGACCGCGCAACAACAACUACAACAACAGCAGAGGUCGAUGCCUUCGCCUGGAACUCCAGCCUCAGCAAGGCAAUCCCCGUUUCCUGCCGAAACCUUUCCCCCACCUACGUCUCCUACCGCCAGCCAAUUUCCACCCGGUCCAAAUCCUGGUGCUCCUAAUCCUACUGCCCAGUAUCGCUUGCAACGGACCACGUCGACGCCUUCUGCGACGACUCAGUUGCCAGGUGGGGUUGGUUCGCCCCGACACUAUGGCGGAGUGAACAAGGAACAACCUCUUCUUUCACCUAGUCAUCCACAUUCGGGUUGCCCCGCAACACCGACUCACAAUCAACACAAUGCCACCAAUACCCAACACUUCUCGAAUCAACAACAUUCUUCUAUGAUAUACCACACGACCGCCAAUACUAUCAACACACCAGAUAUGCAGAACAAUCAGUUCUGUUACGAUCGGACGUCCGUACCACUCUAUUCUUCUGGGGAUACGCAGGAUGUCAGGUCACUGCCUCCCGGUAAUCCUGUCAAUCACCACAUGGGUGGUAAUGCAAGUACCACCGGAAGUAUGACGUCAGAAUUCGUUCGGCAAGAAUUAAGGGCUAUAGUCGGAGCGAGGACGCAACAACAGCAGCAACAACAAAGGGUACCCAACAGUAUACCUAACAAUCUUUCUGGUCAAGUUUCUCAGGACGAUUUGGAAGCACUUGGUUUGACAUUCGAAAUGUCCACUGCAGGUGAGACUGUGGUUAACGAUGGCCCUGCCAAGAGCUGGGCCAUUGGGAGUACCGGAAGUGCCCCCUCAUCCUCCAGGACUACUAUGGAGGAAGCGGUCCGAGGUGAUCCCAAAUCAUCGUUGCUACAGAAGCUGCUGUCCGAGUGACUGCGGGCUACACUGUUGGACGGUAAAGGAUUAUGUGUGAUAUACGUUUGAAGAGGCAAGAAAAAUAAAUAAAAAGAAAAUACAUAAAUAAGAACGAAGAGAAGAAUAAGAAAAUCGAAGCCUGAAAAGAAAGGCUGCUGUCAAAGAUGCAUUAUACGCGCUAUACGUAAUGGGUACUAUUGUAUUAUAUGUAAACGUUUAACGUACGAAGUCAGUAUUCAGAUACGUAUCACCAAAUACAAUGCAAAGCUCUAGUGCGCGGCGCUCUCUAGAACCUUUUCGUUCAUCGUGAUAAUCCGUGAUGGAAAAGGAGCUUUUUUUCUUGCAAAAACAGCAUCUGUCGUUUUAUCCGAACUCGAAGGACCAAAAGUUUUCGUUUCUACGUUUGGCUGUGUCGAGACUUUUGUUGGUAUUGAUGUGAGUGAGUGCGUACGUGUUACGGCUGUCAUUGUUUGGACCAUUUGUUUAACACAAUAUUGUGUUGUUGAUAUUUUUUUUUUCUUUUUUUUUUUUUUACAAGAAAAAAAAUAUUUACAUGGGCAAAUCAAGAAAGAGAGGAAAAAGAUGAUGAGGCUGUAUGUGACAUAACGAUGGACAUGGGAAUUAACGAUGAGCGUUGAUUAGAUUUAAUUUACUCUAUCUGUUGUAACGAAAGGAAAGGAAUUACGAUAGAAUUGCACGUCGCCAUGCUACAAUAAUUCAUUAUUUUAUAUAUAUAUGUAUAUAUAUAUAUGUGUGUGUAUAUAUAUGUGUGUGUGUAUGUGUGUAUAUAUAUAUAUAUCAUUAUAUAUAUAUAUAUAAACACGUUAUACACAAUACAGAGACACGUACACAAAACACACAAAACACACGUUCACAUAUAGAAAACCUUUCUCGGGGCGUCCCAGCUUCUUCGAGCGAUAUUAGAUGUAUAAAAAGUAUAAUAUCGGCGAUGAAUUCACGUUUUACUCCCCGAAUCAAUGGCGCACGUGUUCUCCGUCGAUAUUUUGUUUGAUAUCGCUGAAAGAAAAGAAAACUACGUAGGUACCUCAAAGGUAUACUUUACUAUACCACUGGCUGUUGAACAUAAAACUAUUUAUAGGUUUAAUUAUUGUACACAGAAGAAUAGAGCACUAUCAUGUAUUCUCUUAAUUUAACAUCUUUUUGACUAUUACAUUAUGAAUAAUAUAUUUGUGAUUGUAAGAAUCUGCAACCAAAAUGUGACAAAGAAUACUUGUUGUUGUUAAUAUGAUUAUAACUAUUAUUAUUUUAUUUUAUUUUAUUAAUAUUAUUGACAUCAUCAUUAUCACUAUUACCAAUAUUAUUGUUGCAAUUACUAUAUUAUUAUAAGAUUAAGGUUUAUUAUUAUUAUUAUUAUUAUUAUUAUUAUUAUUAUUAUAUUAUUAUUAUUAUUAUUAUUAUUAAUAUUAUUAUUAUUUUAUUAAUAUUGAUAUUAUUGAACACUUGGCGUAUGCGUAUUUCUAUUUGAUAGUAAGAGUACCUUUAUAUCAAUAUAAAUAUAUUGUAUGAAUGUAUAUGUAUAUAUAUGUAUAUUAAUUUAUAUACGUGUUAUAUAUAAGUAAUUGCUCGAUAGAUUAUUUAUAUAUAAUUACUAUAUAAACUUACGUAUAUUUAUAUAUGUAUACGUGUGAAGAAAUGAAAUCAAUCUUCUAUUUUGCAUAGCUCGGUAAUUCUCUUUUGGAUCUUAGAUGCACACUGAAUUACUUCUAAAUGACAUCUGUUGUUAUAUAAAUGAGAAAACUUCUAAUUACAAUACUAUAUGUGUACACACACGUGAAGUGUGUAUAUACAUAUACAUACAUAUGAAAGAAAUCUCACGCAAGUGUCUUAUUUUUUCAGGAAGUUCACCAUUUACUAGAUUUGGAAGAAAUUGCGACGAAGCGUAUAUAUUGUGAAAUAUGCAUCGGUAUGAUAGAUAUUAAAGAUUAGAAAUUAUGUUUGGUAGAAAUAUAUAUAUAUAUAUCGAAAAAACAAAAAAAAAAGGAAAGAAUUGAAAUGUUUCGAUUGCUUUUGAAGUACGAUAUAAUUUAAAGAGAGAUAUGUUGUAAAAAGAGAGCCUGCAUAGCAUGCCUUCUAAAGAUUACGUUUUAUCGUUUACACGUCCGAUAAUCAUAGAACUUUGAAAUACAUUUACAUUUGUUGUACUUUUUUCUUUUUUCUUUUUUUUUAUAUUACAGAAAGUUGUUUAUAACUUUCGAUCUUUUAUGCUGUGGUAUUUUCACGAAUUAUUAUUAUAUCGUCUAAUGUUUCUUAAGAUUACGAAAAGAUCUCGAUUAGAAAAUUUUAUUGUUACCGUUCGUGUUAUUUUUAUGAAAGAAAGAAGUAAUGUCGUAUGUGUCGCUAAAAAAUGGCAAAAUCGAAUUUAAAAAGGCUACGAAUUGCUUCGAAAGUUAAGGCGUUACGUGGAAAUGUUUAAAGCGAUUUAAAAAUACGCGAGCUCAAAAUGAAAAAUAUAUACGAUUGUUGAUUCUA